AUAAGAACAAAAUAGAUGUAUCAGUUUGGCACUGUCUUUGACGCCGCCAUGGCGUCUCCAGCAAUUACCUUCCUCGAGCUAUGUCCUUCCCGUUCUUCUUCGAUUCUUUGGCCUCUGAAGGUUUGAAACACUCAUGGAGGUAUAAAGGAUUGCCAAGCGUCUUCUUCUCUGAAUAUGAAAUUGUGUCCCUCCGCACCAAAUUUCGACGAACACCCAUCGGAAACUUCCCAAAAGGUAGACCUUCUUUGAGCUCCAUUAGAGCAAUUUUUGAAAAGAUUGUCUUCAGUAGCUCUCCUCAGGUAACUCUACUUGACGAUACACAUAUCCUGUUAUCCUUCUCAAUGGAAAAUGAAUUUAUCCGUUUUAUUUUGCGCAAGAUCUGGAAAACCUUAGGGUUUGAACUAGAGGUGUUCAGAUGUAAGAAUGAUUUCGAUCCAACUAUAGGUUCUCCACUUACCCCAGUGUGGAGUGGCCUUCUUGGCCUCCCAAUUCAUCUCUUCGAACCAAAUGCUCUAUUCUCCAUUGGCAAUUUAAUAGGGACCCCCUUAAAGUUGACCAUGCUACUAUGAUGUUGUCUUGUCCUUCUGUGGCAUGAGUGUGCAUUGAAAUAGACUUGUCCAAGGAACUACCGAGAGGGUUUGGAUUCACCUUGGCAACCUGUGCUUUCUUCAACUCAUCACCUACGAAGACCUCACUGAGUUCAGCACACGAUGUUAGACCUACGGUCAUACAACUUGUAGGAAGGUAGGAAAAUCCAUUCGGUGGAUGAGAAGGGAUUCGAGGUUGAACCAGGUAGGGAUAAGGACUUGCUUCGUGUCAAAAAGUAUUGUAUCCCUGAUUUUCUUGUGAAUGACUACACCUUUACAUCUCCUGAUUUUGCAACACAGAAAAAGACAAUGAGAGCACAUGAGACUCUCAAUGAGUCCUCAGAUGGCGCUCAACGACACACGGAAUGCACUUCCUCUGCACAACUAGGAAAUGAUGAUCAGCUGAAUUCUAAUCCUAAGCUUGAGUUUCCAGCGACUGUUUUGAACAUUGAAUGUAGUAUAAGUAAUGGACUUCGGAUUCGGCAUCGCGGGUUCCCCUGGCAACAGAAUGAGUUCCGAAGCUCUAAGGGAAACCUCUUCGGUUUCCAUGGUGGUGCCGUCCUCACCGCUGCCCUUCGGAUCAAGUGUGGGGGCUGCCACCAUGACCUCCUUCUCGAUGCCGAGCUCGAUCUUUGGGACGGUCCCUCGACCCAUUCCCGGGCUCGAAACCACGGGGGGUUACCGUCUAUAGCUUCGGCCACGACGGUCAAUUUCAGACCGAACGCGGGAUUCAACGCACCGGUCAAUCCAUUCGUUGGACCUCACUGGGCAUCAAAUGGACCUUUUUUCCUCCAUACGCCCAAUGCAGUUGGGCCAAUUUCAGUGCCCGCAAGUACAGUCCAAAGGCCACCGAAGUUCAAUGGCACGAACUUUAAAAUGUCGCAACAAAAUAUGACGUUCUUCUUGACCGUCCUGGGAUUCACUGAGUACCUACAUCAAGAUCCUCCCCAUCCGAACAACGGAAACGACCCCCUCGUGGCGAUGGUGAACCAAGCAUGGUACCAUAAUAACUAUCUCACCAUCAACUACAUCCUCGAGGGGUUGGGCGAGACAUUGUACCCCGUCUACGUCGAAGCAAAGCUUGCCAAGGAGCUUUGGAGCAACUUGAAAAAGAAGUAUCAAGCUGAAGAUGCUGGCACGAAGAAGUUCAUCGUCAGGAAGAUGCUGGACUACAAGACGGUCGACAACAAAUCUGUUGUCGCCCAGGCUGAAGAGCUUAUGUUGAGGAUCCGAGAGGAAGGGCGUGCUAGAAGAGGUGGAGGGGCAAAGGCGAAUGUGGUAGAACAUCCUUCGGGCUCUUCACAUGGUGGGAAGGACAAAAAGAAAAUAGGUCCAAAAGGUGGUGUUUCUAAAUUUGCAGGGAAGUGCUAUUAUUGUGGCAUUACCGGGCAUCAUUCCUCUCAUUGUAGGAAAAAGAAGCCACAAAAGAACAAGAAGAAAACCACUGAAGCCAUGUGCACAGAGCUCGACAACUUGGACCUCUGCGCAGUCGUCACCAAGAUUAAAGAGACAGCCACGCCAUCGUACAUCUCCUCCUCAAUGCCCUCUGGGAUCGGCUCUAGGUUCAUCUGUCUGAUCACCUACGGACAGCAAAAGAAAACAACGCUAUCCGCUCAGCAUUGACGCUGAGUGGUACUCCAUUGUAGCACAAGAAUAAACAUAAUAAUUCAACAAUUAAGAUCGUGCAUAUGUUUAUCCUUUUAAUAAAAAUCAAUUCAACUUUACAUUCGGUUCUUUAGACGGUUGACCAACAGUCAACUUAUUUUCUUUCUUUUCAAAACGAUUUAGGUGUUACG
Cuscuta campestris is the source of this 2383-nucleotide messenger RNA. Lineage: Eukaryota; Viridiplantae; Streptophyta; Magnoliopsida; Solanales; Convolvulaceae. The record is from the annotation of a GenBank genome assembly.